CUUCCCUAGUUACCCAGCAGAGGAGGAGGAGGAGAAAAGGGAGAAGAGCGAAGGAGCCGCCGAGGAAGGGAGGAUGAAGCCGCCUCAGUGCCUGUGCCAGAUUUGCACCUGCGGGCGCCAUCGUUGCCCUCAUAAUCCCACCAGGAUUUAUGACCGUGUAGGGGAGUCGACCCUCAUAACGGAAUAUGUGGACAAAUAUCCUCUCUAUGGCAAUAUCCCUCCUGCCCAGAGCCUCAAGCCCAAGCAUGAGUAUCAGACACACAGAGGGAAAAUGGAAGGCAUCACAACUUUCAAGUCUGACUACCUUCCAUACGAUGUUACAAAUCGGCCUGUUCGGGUUCCAGCGGAGUGCAAACCAGUAACUGGAGAGAUGGACAUUGGAACCACUUACAGAAGAGAUUAUAAUGCUCACAAAAUAAACCCCGUGAUAAUAGUAAAGCCUGUACAGAGGAAAUACAACAGAGAAUGCACAGUGAAUACCAUACCUACUUACCGAGAUGACUAUAGGGCCUGGGAAGUUCAAAGAAGGGAGAUCAACAAAGUGGAGAACACCUACCAACUUCCCACUGAAAAGUUUGGGAACAGCACCACAUUUCAAGAUUCCUUUUUCCCGAGGGAAAUCUCCCUCCGAAAAAGCUUUAAGCCCACUGUUGUGACCAAGCUUUCAGAUGAGCCUUUUACCAGUGUUACAAGUCACCGCAGCGAUUAUGUUCCUCAUCAGCUGGAGCCACAAUUGAAGGUGUCCAAGGAAGAAUACAAGCCAAAUAGCCAACCCUUUGUAGACACCACAACACACCGCUGUGAUUUUAGAGGGCUUGCUGGCGAACUUCCCAAAAGCUUCAAGCCUGAACCCUCUAAAGUGGAGGUGAGUGCUCAUUUUGAUGGAACCACAGAAUUCCGCGAUCGUUUUCAACCGUGGGCCAUUUCUUUACCUGAAGUUCCCAAAGCAAAAGAGUAUGUUCCACCCACAGGCAACAUGGAUUUCAACUCCACGAGCCACCUUGCUUAUAUUCCACACACCAUCAAUCCAGUUGUCCUCAUGAGACCAGUAGAAAGGAGCAGGAGAAAUAAUGCCCCCUUUCAAGGGAACACAACAAUGAGAGAUUCCUUUCAAGCUUGGGAUAUCCAUCGGCCAGAAAUUGUCAAGAAGCCCCAGGAUAUUCCAAAGGCCUCUGGGAAAUUUGAUGGCAUGACAACCUUCAGAGCUCACUAUAGACCACACAACAUAGUCCUGACUCAGAGUUGCAAACCUUCAAAGAUGGCCCCUUUACAAAGUUCAGCACCUUUUACAGAUGAAACCUUGUACCGUACAGAAUAUACGCCAAAGAAACAAGAGGUCUGCCCAGCAACCUAUCCAUCCCCUCCAGGAUAUGUCUUUGUCAACACUGAUUCUCAUGGUCACAAAUUCUUCCGCAGAGUUUCACCAGACGUCAGCAAGAUUGCUCAUGCAAAUGGUAAUCAUGUUCCAAAAGAAAUAGCAGUUGUAUCCUAACUCCUAAUUCUAAUAGUUUGCACAAAAGUGGUCAGAGUAUUACAUUAGCUCUAACCAAUCUAAAUAAGCCUACUGAUUAUAAGAUAUAUUUUUUUUUUGAGUGAUCUUAGAACUAAUUUUUACAAGAUUGGUGAUAAAGUUUAUAUAAGUAAAAUUUGUGUCAAUAUUUCUGUGGAAUCUCUUUUUCUUCAACUGUAUUAUUAGACAACUGUUCAUUUUAACAAGAUGGGUGAUUUUCUGGCAAUAUUUUGAUGAUGCAUUUUAAUACGAUUACCUGACUAGGACUGUGCACUGUUCUUACGUACAGCGAACAAAAUUGUCCCAGCUCACUUCCUUAAAAUAUGUUCAAAGGGGUUGUAGCUAACAAGCAGAAUGUGAGAGCUCCCAGGUGAAUUCUUGGUAUUUCUUUUUGAAGGAUCUUACAGUGCAGGACUGAGAUAGAGCUCUUCCCCAGACCUUGGACAGACAAAAUGAUUUGGCUAGCCAGCAAACUAAUCUUUAGCACCUGCCUUAUACAGAACCAGACUAAGGCAGGUGCUAAAGAUUAGUUUGCUGCUGCACCAAGUGGCAUCACAAAGAACAUUUUGCACUAGUUCAACAUGUUUAUAGUCAUAGAAUCACAGAAUUGGAAAGGGCCCUGAGAAUCAUCUAGUCCAGGCCUCAGCAAUGCAGGAAUAUGCAGCUGUCCCAUACCAGUUGGAUGCUGUUUUGUGUGUGUUUGUUUAAAUUAUGAAGGCUUGCUAGGACAAUAAGAACUUCCCCUUUGGAUUUCCAAGACAUUUCAGUAUGUAUUACCAGGCCCUGCAAAACCACAUUGAUAGACUUUUGUAUUGAGAUGCUUAGUCAGAUGUGAACAUAUUUUUUGCUGCAUACCUCAACAAAGGAUGGUCUGGGACUGUUGGCAUCGUGUAUUGUAAGCCAAUGUAUAAAACCAAUCCAGCUCAAAUUAUGUCCCAUUGUAAAACGUAGGGCUUCAAUAUAUUUAUUUUACCAUAUUUGUACAGGCAGCUCCCCAUUUGUGCGGGAUUUUGUGUUCCGAGGUACUGCGCACAUCGGCGGGACACAGGAAAGGCUGCCCUGCCAGCCUUCUGGUGUUGAAAAUGGCAUGUGCAUCAGUGGCUGUGCACAUCCCAAACGCACACAAAUGGGGAGUUGCCUGUAUACUGCUUUUCAGCGAUAAUGGUUCUCAAAGUGGCUCACAAUAAGAAAAAAUCAGAUUUACAGGCAGAUGGCAGUGCCCUCACAAGAACAGAUCUGGAAUACUAGGUGCUGCCAAUUUUUAUGAAAGGAUGGCCCUAUGUGGUUCCUGGCUCUAUGCUCCUGGAACACAGGGGGUGGCAAAGCAGGGUUGGGAUAGACAUUGGGGUGGUGAUGUUCACCCAAGUCCUCUUUAUUACAUCAGGUACUCUUACUAUGUUGAGCAGAUGGUGUUAAUGGCUACCAGCCCUUGUUGUUAACUUGUUUUGGGUUUUCUCAGUGGGAGGUGCAGUAGAAUUCUAGGGAUGUUUGUAUUCAGUAAGAAGUCGCACUAUGUUCAGUGGGGCUUAUUUCCAAGUAAAAGUGGGUAAGAUAAUGGUCGUAACAAUGAGUAACUUCAAUUGGAUUUGGGUCUGGGUUGGGAAGCUUUUUCCAGAUUAUUUGAAUCUAUUUCACCUUAAUAUACACGUAUGCCUGGGCACAUGUAUAUUACUAAAUUUAUACUGUAAUGAUAAAACUUGCAUUUCGGAGUAUGAUUUCAGUUUUGAUAUGCCUGUAAUUCAAGUUGUAAGGUUGGUGCCAAUACUUUGAGCUAUUGCUCCAGUGAAUGCUUCACAUUGUUUUCAUUCUCACUGAUUGUUUCUUACCUGUGUGUUGCCUUGUACUCGUCAUUUUAGGGAAACCAUUUUAUGACUGAAGUGUCAUGUAAUCCCACGUACUGUACCCCCAAACCACCAAUUCAGAGAUCGAGAUCAAGAACUGAAUGGUGUCAAAAGAACACAAUAAAUCAUCCAAAAAAAGGAGAGGAAAAACUCCGAACUGCUGGGAAUGUUUGUUUUGUCUCACUCCCAUAUGGUAUUCUUGGUAUUCUCACAGAGCACACAGAGAUCUAGAGCCUGAUUCUUUUCUUCGCCCUAUGUCAACUGAAUGCUCUAGAAUUGGGGGAAAUCAAAUUAAAAACAAAAACUUUCUAUUUCGUUUCUUGAAGCAUGUUUAAGACUGCCGGUAGGCUAGGAGUGGAGCUUUUCAGAUCUUAUGAUACUGUAUACAGUGGUACCUCGACUUACGAACGACUCGACAACCGUUUUUUUUGACUUAUGAAUGGGGGUAAUG
Messenger RNA from Zootoca vivipara (common lizard), 3802 nucleotides. It is a transcript of the gene SAXO2, whose product is annotated as stabilizer of axonemal microtubules 2. Gene Ontology annotation, cellular component: centriole; cytoskeleton; ciliary basal body. The record is from RefSeq and is a predicted model, not a curated record. Gene Ontology annotation, molecular function: microtubule binding. Lineage: Eukaryota; Metazoa; Chordata; Lepidosauria; Squamata; Lacertidae.